This is a messenger RNA of Hirsutella rhossiliensis, 2175 nucleotides long. Its product is annotated as PIF1-like helicase domain-containing protein. The coding region runs from base 1 to 2175 and encodes 724 amino acids. Gene Ontology annotation, biological process: DNA repair; telomere maintenance. The record is from RefSeq and is a predicted model, not a curated record. Gene Ontology annotation, molecular function: DNA helicase activity. NCBI's taxonomy places the organism in Eukaryota, Fungi, Ascomycota, Sordariomycetes, Hypocreales, Ophiocordycipitaceae. The transcript has 10 exons.
AUGCCUCGAUUUGACGAGUGGCAAACAGCUCCUGAGGUGGCGCGGAUGGCUCUAUCCCGGCAACUGCUGCGGGACAACGCCCACAUCGCUGCUUACCACUUCCAUAAACGUUAUACGCUAUUUAGGACUAUUGUCCUGAAGCAGAAGUUCAACCUAACGGACUCUUGGGGCCGCUACGAGUGGGGCGAGAGGAACGAUGGCCAGAUUAACCACUACAACCGCUUGCUUACCGUUGCGUGGCUAGCCAAUACAGAUGUUUCGCCCUGCACGAGCCUCCAGCAGGUAAUCGAUUACGCGGCCAAAUACUGCUCCAAGUCGGAAAAGAAGAGCGAGUCUUUUCUCCUUAAUCAGCUGGUUGCUGAGCGGGAUUACUCGAAGCAGGAGGUCAGCCACUUGCUCCUCGGCCUGCCGUUACAGGAAGGCUCACGAACCUGCCUGUACGUUGACUGCCGUAAUCCUGACAGGCAUUCCCGCUCCCUCCGUAUUGACGGCGAUGAGGUUGACGAGGCCCCCAACGUUUACGAAAAGUACACUCAACGCCCGGAAGCCCUAGCGGACCUAAGCUAUGUCUCCUUCCUCAAGUGCUGGAAUUUCCGUCCUAGGGACCCUUCCAAGUGGAAGCAAUGGCAGCCAGGCAACGUUAACGGCAGGCCUCGUCAACAGUGGCCAGAUUACUGCCGUGCAAAACUGACAUUGAACCACCCACAUCGGCGGUUUGAUGAGCUCCUCACAUUUGAUGGCCAGGUUUUCAGUUCUCAUGUCCAGGCCUUCUCCCAUUGUUGGCAACACCACAGUCAUAGUGAUGACCAUUACGGCCGGCCAAAAGAGGCCCGACUACAGCCUCAAGAUGAUCAAUACGAGGCUCUGCCUGUGGAGGAAGAGUUUGACGACGAAGACUGGAUUCGCCUCGCCGCCCUUUUACCUGACAACCCCCUUACUCAGGAAGAUCUUGACCUUCUUGGCCGCCGCGAUAUCGACGUCAAUUACGACUGGACACGGCAUGUGGGUACAUAUCCGGAACUUCGAGAUGGCUACUGGAAAGACUUUAUCGCUAGCCACCCCAUGGCCAACGAUGUGGAGGUCCUUGGCCCUCACUGGCGUAAUACGCUGAAUCCACAACAACGGCUCGUGUACGACACAUUCAUGGGUCACUUCCAGGCGCAAAAUCCUACUCAGGUCCUUCUCCACGUUGAUGGUGGUGGUGGCACAGCAGCCGCCCUCCCGAAUCCUAGCCCUAUUUACCGCGUGGCGCCAACAGGCGUUGCGAGCAACCAGAUACAAGGCAGCACCAUUCAUUCGUUGCUACGCCUCCCAAUAGGUGGUACUUUUACCGACCUUCCCCCGGCCGACGCAGCCGCCCUUCAGUCCCGCCUACGGCACGUCAAAUACCUCGUUAUCGAUGAAAAGAGCAUGCUAGGGCUUGAGCAGCUCGCGCGGAUCGACUCCCGUCUGCGGCAGGCCUUUCCACAGCGUAACCUCGAGUUCUUUGGUGGUGUGAGCGUCCUGCUUGUGGGCGAUUUCUUCCAGUUACCACCAGUCCGGCAAAAGCCCCUGCAUUCGACGAGCACCGGCCUGUCUUCGUUGGAAAGGAGAGGGCAGGUGGCCUACCGGUUAUUUGACCGUACCGUCUUCCUGACCACAGUACAGCGCCAGGCUGGUGAUGAUCAGGCCCAGUUCCGUCAGGCGUUGCAGGAACUGCGCGAAGCUAGGCUAACGCAGAGCGAGGUCCAUAGCUUCAGGACCGCUUUGCGAGUGUACUCUACAAAGCCAGCUGGCUUGGUUAACGGUGCUCAGGAUCCCCCAGCCGUUAUUAUGGGCAGGAAAAUCUCACCCAUCCUCCCAGUCAGGCGUGAUUUCCUGGUGGGCAACGAGACCUGCUCGCACGCAGUUUCCCUGAUGGUGGCGUUUGCCAUCACUGUUCACAAAUGCCAGAGCCUAACAAAGGAUCAAAUAGUUACUGAUCUCGCUACACGCGACUUCCAGGCCGGGAUUAGCUAUGUUGCCGUCUCAAGGGUUACAUCGCUGCAAGGCCUACUCCUUGAGGCGCCUUUCGAUCGUCAGAGCCUCUAUAACCACACGCCGACGGAAGGGAUGAAGAUGCGCCUCGCUGACCAAUAUCGCCGUCAGGGUCAACAGCUGACCGAUUCACCGUAUCCACCACCCUACCUUGACUAA